Messenger RNA from Polistes dominula (European paper wasp), 2272 nucleotides. RefSeq names its product ubiquitin like 3 (gene UBL3). NCBI's taxonomy places the organism in Eukaryota, Metazoa, Arthropoda, Insecta, Hymenoptera, Vespidae. The record is from RefSeq and is a predicted model, not a curated record. Gene Ontology annotation, molecular function: protein binding.
AUACAUACAUACACACAUCAUACAACAUACAUACACAAUCAUACAUACAUAUAUACACACACUGUACCUACCUCUUUUGGAGCGCAACUUUCGACACUCCUGCGAAGAGGAAGACGCCUCUUCUUCUUCCUCGUCCAUCGAAUUCUAAGUUUGCUGCUUCAUUGCCAACGUCAACUUUGUCACAACUCUUACUGUGCUACAUCAUCGUUGUCAUUGUCAUUCGUACUAUUUACCGCAAAGGAGAAAGGGUGUUUGGUACGAACCACGGACGGCCUCUGGAGAGAUUCUGGAUUUAUUGGUGGCAAGACAACCCCAAACGCGGUUUACCAUGAGUUCGCGUAAUAUACCUUCGGAUAAAAUAAAUCUACGCCUCAUCCUCGUCAGUGGUAAGACAAAAGAGUUCCUAUUCAGUCCGAGCGACUCCGCGGGGGAUAUAGCGCACCAUGUGUUUGAAAACUGGCCGGAAGACUGGGCGGAAGAGGCUGUUGCCAAAGCGGAGAUCCUGCGGCUAAUCUAUCAGGGUCGUUUUCUGCACAGCAAUGUCACGCUCGGUGCACUUGGGCUUCCUUUCGGGAAAACCACGGUGAUGCAUUUGGUACCACGAGAAAAUCUUCCCGAGCCUAAUUCCCAAGAUCAAAGGCAAAAAAGUAAAGGUGGUGGUAGCAGUUGCUGCUCAGCCUCCUGCUGCAUACUUUAAUCGGCUGCCCUGGAUGUUCUGAGGUCGUGUUUAAAUGUGAGCCCAGCACGAAUAACUUCGAGCUGAGCCAUGAUUUCUAAGGUUUUAUGCUGAUGUAUAAAUGCUAGUGGCUGAGCUCAUGAGCAAUGUAGCACAAAUUAUUACGUAAUUUUACUCGUUUACUUGUUGAGAUCGGUAGAAAAAAAUAGAAUGAGACAAAAAAAUGAGACAGUUAGAAGGUAAAAGGAAAGAAAAGAAAUUUUAACAAAAAAUAGUAAAAAAAGAAAGAAUUUGAAAGCGUGGAACAAGAAAAUGAGACAAGCACAUAUAAACGUACACAUAAACGUUUGACACGUUACUCGAUAUAUAAAAUUUCAUGAAUUUAAAAUAGACAAGGAUAGAAUAUAAAAAGAAAGAAAGACAAAUAAUAUUUCUUUGAAUUUAAAAAAAAAAAUAAUUUAAAAAAAGACAUUUUCAUGUGUGAAAUUAUUAGACGAAUGAAAAGAUAUAUAUCGUAUAAUGAUUAUUGAUAACGCGACAAUGAUUGAUCUAUAGCAACGAACACGAUGACAUCCACCAAAUAGAGAAAGUUAUUGUUACUAUUGGAAAAAAUAAGAAUGAAAUACGAUUCUGAAAUUAUAAUAAAUUCUAAUUUUCGUUUCUUAUCGAGAACGUAUUGCCAUGUGUAUAAUUUAUAAAACGAGACAUAGUUCAUGCAUACAUAUAUAUACACCUCAAACAUAAACAUACACAUGUAUACACAUACACGCGUACACUUUGCUCGGUGUUUUUUGCACUGAAUAAAAAAUGCUUAUUUUAUAGUCUUUCGAUGGAGCCAGUGUGUUGUGUGCUAUAGCUGUUUUCGAUCAGACUCUAUCGAUCAUUGGAUCAUCGCGACUAUGCAUUGCUGUUGUUCAGUUAAAAUGAUCUAAAAAUGUAUAGAUCUUGAUCGUAUCCUAUGCUGUCGCCUUGUAUGAGAAAAAGACAAGCAAGAAAAUGAGAACAAGAAUAAGAAAAAAAAAUUAAAAAGAAAAAGAACUAGUUGUUGUUCCAACACUUUCCCCCUUCAGUAUGCAUUUUGCGGUGAGAAAAGUUUCGAUCGAGAUUAAAAAAGGAUAAAGAUAGAAAUUGAAAGAAAGAAAAAAAGAAAGACAGAGAAAAGAAUUAUCAUUAUUAUUAUCUCAUCUUUCAUUUGAUGGAAAAUAAAAAUUAGCAAAGAAAAAAAAAUGAACAUAGAGUUUCGAUAAUUAAAGGAUAAAUAAAGCUCUCUUGAAAGACGCUACAAUGCUUAAAAACUCAACCACUACUCGACUACCGCAGCGUUAUAACAAUUAUGUAGAUGGAAAAAAAUAAAUCAUAUGAGUGUGUUUGCGAAAAAAAAACACUGUACGAAUGAUAUAUGUCAAUCGCGCGUAUGGAAGAAAAUUGCGUGUAUGUUUGGUGGUGUACAUGAGUGUGUCGUAUAUCAAAAAGAAAACAAGAAAAAAAACUAGUGGAGAAAAGAAAAAAAGAGAGAGAUAGAGAAGGGAGAAGGGAGAGAAAGUAAACGAGCGAGAUAAAAAGAGCGGGUGAAUGAGUAAGUGUGAGAGUGAAAGA